GUCUCUUUCUCUCUCAUACUCCAAAACGGAUUUCUCUCUCUCUCUCUAAUCAAUCUGUGAUGAGCCUAUAAUCUCGAAUCCAGCAAAGAUACGCCCCUCUCUCUCUCUCUCCACGUGCGAGGCCAUAAAUUUAGCAAGCAAGAAGAAAGGCGGAACCGGCGAACUCUCCCACAUCUCUCUCUCUCUCUCUCUCUCUCUCUCUCUCUCCACUUGUUAAUGGUCGACCAUCUCGUCACGUAGAGAGAGAUUCAUUUGAACCACUUACUCUCUCUCUCUCUCUCCUCUGAAAGGAGCAGAAGAAAAGAAGGGGGAGGAGAGAGAAGCAAAUGUCAGCUUUGUGAAGGGGCAGGACCUUGUUUUUUGGGGUUAGAGUUGGAGUUAGCGGUUUCUUUCAUGUAAUUGAGGGGGCUGUUUGAUAAAUUAGGGUUUUCUUUGAUGUGGUUUUGGCCAUGGGUGAACAUGGCGGAUCCUUCGUAGCAGUGAGAAGGAUUUCUCAGGGGCUUGAACGCAGCAGUGCGUGCCACACUAGCUCAGCUGAGGUUGUGGCAGGAUCUGCAGCAUGGAUUGGAAGAGGCCUCUCAUGUGUUUGUGCCCAAAGGCAAGAAAGUGAUGAACGCGGUUCUUUUGAGUUAACUCCUUUACAGGAGGAAUGCUUGCAAAGGCUGCAAUCCCGGAUUGAAGUUACCUAUGACAGUUCGAGACCUGAGCAUCAGGAAGCUCUAAGAGCCCUGUGGAAUGCUGCAUUUCCUGAUGAAGAACUUCGUGGUUUGAUAUCUGAACAGUGGAAAGAAAUGGGAUGGCAAGGGAAAGACCCUUCCACAGAUUUUAGGGGAGGUGGCUUCAUAUCAUUGGAGAAUUUGUUGUUCUUUGCAAAGACCUUUCCAAAAUCAUUCCAAGAUCUCCUCCGGAAACAGGACGGGAAUCGAGCUAUGUGGGAAUACCCUUUUGCUGUAGCUGGGGUAAAUAUAACUUUUAUGCUCAUUCAGAUGCUUGAUCUCCAAGCAGUCAAACCACGCACACUGAUGGGGGCAACAUUUUUGAAGCUCUUGUCUGAAAAUGAACAUGCUUUCGACCUUCUCUACUGCAUCACAUUCAAAUUGAUGGAUCAGCAAUGGCUCGCCAUGCAUGCCUCAUACAUGGACUUCAAUUCUGUAAUGAAAUCCACACGGUUGCAACUGGAAAGAGAGUUAGUUCCUGAAGACAUAACCCGAUUAGAAGACAUGCCCUCAUUCAGAUUGCUCGCUCGGUAGUGAGGAGGCUACUUGUAGCUAUGCACUUAUUUUCUUUUCGAGUGUUCUUUUUUGUUUGUCAUAUCUUUUCCCUUUAAUGGGGUGCUUCCGAUGUCAAUCGAUCAUCUUUGUGAUUUCGGAAUUCUCUCAUUUGAGAUUUAUGAAAUGUGAGAUCAACACCAUGCAUUACGUCUAA
Messenger RNA from Amborella trichopoda, 1425 nucleotides. RefSeq lists its product as uncharacterized. The record is from RefSeq and is a predicted model, not a curated record. Lineage: Eukaryota; Viridiplantae; Streptophyta; Magnoliopsida; Amborellales; Amborellaceae.